Molecule: messenger RNA, 1299 nt
Organism: Alternaria atra
Lineage: Eukaryota; Fungi; Ascomycota; Dothideomycetes; Pleosporales; Pleosporaceae
Exons: 1
Coding region: 1-1299 (432 amino acids)
Biological process (GO): N-acetylglucosamine catabolic process
Molecular function (GO): N-acetylglucosamine-6-phosphate deacetylase activity
Source: RefSeq, a predicted model, not a curated record
AUGCCAUCGAUUAUAUCAAUGUGUCCUGAGGACUCCACAGGUGUGACUAAAUUCACCAACUGCUUGCUGGUAAAAGGCAAUGCUUUGGUCAACGAGGACUUAUGGAUAAGCUCCACCACCGGCAAGAUUCUGAACGGACAAGAGAUACUCUACGAGUAUCGUACUGCACCGGAACAAAUUGUCGACCUAGGUGGACGUAUCCUCUCGCCAGGACUCAUUGAUACGCAACUCAAUGGUGCAUACGGGUUCGACUUUUCCGUGAUCCCAGAUGAAGGCACAUCAGCCUACGCCAAAGGAGUGCAUCGAGUCAAUCGAAGCUUGGUAGCGACGGGUGUUACAUCAUACCUGCCAACCUUGACCUCACAACUACCCGAGGUCUACCAGAAGGCACUACCAUUCCUAGGGCCUUCAGGCGCCGCUCGCAACGCAUCAUACGGGUCAGAGUCUCUCGGUGCCCAUUGCGAAGGGCCAUUUCUAAACCCCACCAAGAACGGCAUCCACAAUAUAUCCGUCUUACGCGAACCAACAAAUAGCAUCUCCAACCUAGAAGCAUGUUACGGCGUCAAUAACCUCCAAAAAUCCUCACCUAUCAAGCUCAUCACCCUCGCACCCGAACUUCCCGGCGCCCUUCCAUGCAUCCCCCACCUCAACUCCCUUGGCGUAACCGUCUCAAUCGGUCACUCAGAAGCAACCUACGAAGAAGCAAAAUCCAGCAUAAAAGCUGGUGCACAAAUGAUCACCCACCUCUUCAACGCCAUGCGCCCUCUUCACCACCGUAACCCGGGUAUCUUCGGUCUCCUCGGCACACCAUCGUCGUCUAUCCAAAAACCUUACUUUGGUAUCAUCGCAGACGGCAUCCAUCUCCAUCCGACUUCUAUAAAGAUAGCAUGGAAUGCUCACCCAGAGGGCCUCAUUCUCGUCACCGAUGCCAUGCGACUGGCGGGUAUGCCCGACGGGACGUAUGACUGGACGAAUGGGUCGCGUAUCGUCAAGCAAGGCCCGCUGCUCACACUCGAGGAGAAUGGUAAGAUUGCGGGGAGUAGCAUUCAGCUUGUCGACUGUGUUAGCAAUUUCUUGCAUUGGACUGGGGCUAGUGUGCCCGAGGCCCUCAAGGCGGUUACCGAGACACCAGCAAAGAUGCUGGGACUGCAGAAUGUCAAGGGCACAUUGAAAGAGGGCGCGGAUGCAGACUUGGUGGUACUAGAUCUGCAGGAAACCGAGGGCGGGGAGAAGAAAUUGGUUGUGGAUGAGGUGUGGAAGUUUGGGGUUAGGGUUUUUGAUCGGAUGCAGGACGAGUGA